GUUCUGGGUUCUGUUCUUUCUAUAAAUAGACGUUAAGAGAGGUGCUAAGUCUUCUACUUUUACUACUACUACUUGUUCUUGAGAAAUUACAUUACCCCAACCAAGAUCGAUAAUCGAUCGAUUAUCGAAUCAUGGCUCAUGUCGAAACAUUAGAAGGACAAAAACAUGAUUAUGAUGAUUACACCCAAGAUGGAACCGUUGAUCUCAAAGGAAACCCCGUCCGUAGAUCCAAAAGAGGUGGCUGGCGAGCCUGUUCUUUUGUUGUUGUGUAUGAGAUUUUUGAAAGAAUGGCAUACUAUGGGAUAUCAUCAAAUCUGAUUUUAUACUUAACGAAGAAGCUUCAUCAAGGAACGGUCACCUCCGCCAAUAACGUAACCAAUUGGGUAGGCACCGUUUGGAUGACCCCGAUCUUAGGUGCUUAUAUCGCCGACGCCCAUCUAGGUCGAUAUUGGACUUUCAUCAUCGCCUCCGCCAUUUAUCUCACCGGAAUGGGUGUACUCACGUUAACGGUUUCGCUACCGGGUCUUAGACCUCCCCAUUGCGCGGACCCGAAUGCAGCCGACUGCAAAAAGGCCUCCACUUUGCAGUUGGCCUUCUACUUCGGUGCCCUCUACACCCUUGCCAUAGGGACUGGCGGUACGAAGCCUAACAUCUCCACAAUCGGGGCUGACCAAUUCGAUGAUUUCGAGCCCAAGGAGAAGGCGCACAAGUUAUCGUUCUUCAACUGGUGGAUGUUCAGCAUUUUCCUCGGCACACUCUUUGCAAACACUGUCCUAGUAUAUAUACAAGACAAUAUCGGUUGGACCUUGGGUUAUGGGCUCCCCACAUUGGGUCUGGCCAUUUCCAUUGUGAUCUUUUGUACUGGGACCCCUUUCUAUCGUCACAAGGCUCCAGCCGGGAGCCCAUUCACCAAGAUGGCUAGAGUCAUUGUGGCCGCCAUAAGGAAAUGGGAUGUACCCGUCCCGAUUGAUCCUAAACAACUAUACGAGCUUGAUUUGGAAGAGUAUUAUUCGAAAAAAGGAAAAUUCAGGAUCGAUUCGACACCCUCAUUGAAGUUCCUAAAUAAAGCUUGCGUGAAGACGGAAGGUUCCAUUAGCCCGUGGAUGUUGUGCCCGGUUACUCACGUCGAGGAAACAAAGCAAAUGAUAAGAAUGAUACCGAUUCUAGUGGCGACAUUCGUACCGAGCAUCAUGAUAGCUCAAAUCAAUACGCUUUUUGUCAAACAGGGGACUACCCUUGACAGAAAGAUAGGUAAUUUCAACGUUCCACCAGCCAGCUUAGCCGGUUUUGUGACACUAUCAAUGCUCAUAUGUGUGGUUCUAUACGAUCAAUUCUUUGUCAAGCUCGCGAGGAAAAUCACGAAAAAUCCUAGAGGCAUAACACUCCUUCAGAGAAUGGGGAUAGGCCUCCUUAUCCAUAUCAUUAUCAUGACGAUAGCUUCCUUAACAGAGAUGUAUAGGCUUCAGGUAGCCAAGGACCACGGGUUGGUCAAAACAGGGGGACAAGUCCCACGAUCGAUAUUCAUCCUACUCCCACAAUUCAUUCUAAUGGGGACUGCUGACGCGUUCCUCGAGGUGGCAAAGAUUGAGUUCUUCUACGAUCAAGCACCGGAGAGCAUGAAGAGCUUAGGAACUUCCUAUUCGAUGACCACACUCGGGGUAGGAAACUUCUUGAGUAGCUUCCUUCUAUCAACCGUCGCCCAUAUCACGGAGAAACACGGGCGCAAGGGAUGGAUCCUGAACAACCUAAACGCAUCCCAUCUCGACUAUUACUACGCGUUCUUCGCCAUUCUCAACCUCUUGAAUUUCGUCUUCUUCAUGUUUGUCACCAAAUUCUACGUGUACAAGGCCGAGGUAUCGGACUCCAUGGAAAUCCUCCAAGAGGAAUUGCAAGGCCUGAGGCCUCUACCUUCAUCUACCACAGGAAACCAUGUAGAGUCCAUAAAUUGAACUAUAAUAUAUAUGUAUUGGAUUAUGUCAAUAUGUACUAAACUGAAGAAAGGAACGAGAAGAUAUCCAUUUGGAUGUCAACAUUUUCCCUUUGUCUACGAAAGAAUUUAUAUAUAUGUACAAAACAAAAGUUUAUGUUUA
This is a messenger RNA of Impatiens glandulifera, 2090 nucleotides long. Its product is annotated as protein NRT1/ PTR FAMILY 5.2-like. The record is from RefSeq and is a predicted model, not a curated record. Lineage: Eukaryota; Viridiplantae; Streptophyta; Magnoliopsida; Ericales; Balsaminaceae. Gene Ontology annotation, molecular function: tripeptide transmembrane transporter activity; dipeptide transmembrane transporter activity. Bases 132 to 1949 code for a protein of 605 amino acids. The transcript has 3 exons. Gene Ontology annotation, biological process: dipeptide transport; transmembrane transport. Gene Ontology annotation, cellular component: membrane.